AUGGGGGUUUUUCAAAUUGUGAGGUUUCACUGAUAACGUAGUUGCAAACAACCUCCGUAUGAUAUUUAUUGAUCUACAUAUUCUCCUAAUUGCAAAUCCUUGUCGUGCAAAAUACUCGAACAUCGACAUGAUGUUGCGCUAAUUCAGUCAAAAUGGCCCCAACCCUGUACAUGUUCCAAGCAAGCUCUAAUGUACGAGCUGUCCUUAUUACAGCCAAAGCCAUUGAUUUGAAAUUCAACGAAAAGGAAAUUGAUUUUUUGCACCAAGACCACUUAAAACCCGAGUAUCUUCAAUUGAACCCACAACAUACAAUUUCAACCCUUGUCGACGACGAUUUUAUUCUGUGGGACAGCCAUGCCAUUAUGAUUUAUCUGGUUUCAAAAUAUGCCAAAAACGACGCUCUUUAUCCCGAAGAUUUGAAAAAACGGGCGGUUAUUCACCAAAGACUUCAUUUCGAGUCGGGAGUUUUAGCGGUUCAAAUGAGAAAUUUUGCUUUUGCAGUUCUUUACGAAGACAAAACCACGAUUGAUCAGAAAGAUAAGGACGCUAUUCAGGAGAGUUACGCAAUUAUGGAAACUUUUCUAGAAGGGAAAAAUUGGAUGGCUGGUGAUUCUGUUACAAUUGCCGACUACAGUUUAGUCGCAACUGUUAGUACCCUCAACGCUUUCGUCUCAAUUGACACGGAAAAGUACCAAAAACUGGCAAAGUGGGUGCAACGGUGCGAAAGCCUCCCCGAGUAUCAGGUUAACAGGAAAGGCUUAAUCGAAGUUUACAACAUACUGAAAAAUAAAUUGUCAAUAUAACUUAGAAAUUAAAAUAUUCAGCUUAUGUAACCUUUACAUAUUCAUUCUUUGCUGAACUCUGAUUGAGGUCAGAAUGUGUGCAAAGUCAAUAAAUGUAAUGAAUGUUUAAUAAAGAAUUAUUUAAA
Tribolium castaneum (red flour beetle) is the source of this 928-nucleotide messenger RNA. Its product is annotated as glutathione S-transferase 1-1. Gene Ontology annotation, biological process: glutathione metabolic process. The transcript has 3 exons. NCBI's taxonomy places the organism in Eukaryota, Metazoa, Arthropoda, Insecta, Coleoptera, Tenebrionidae. Gene Ontology annotation, molecular function: glutathione transferase activity. The record is from RefSeq and is a predicted model, not a curated record. The coding region runs from base 153 to 803 and encodes 216 amino acids.